Rangifer tarandus platyrhynchus (Svalbard reindeer) is the source of this 408-nucleotide messenger RNA. Lineage: Eukaryota; Metazoa; Chordata; Mammalia; Artiodactyla; Cervidae. The record is from the annotation of a GenBank genome assembly.
AUGAAUGUAGUGAAUGUUGGAAAGCCUUUAAAACAAAGUCUAACCUUAUUAUACAUUGGAAAACCCACGCAGGAGAGAAAACCCAUGAAUGUAGUGAAUGUUGGAAAGCCUUUAAAACAAAGUCUAACCUUAUUAUACAUUGGAAAACCCACGCAGGAGAGAAACCCUGUAGUUGUAAUGAACGUGGGAAAGCCUUCAGUUGGAACUACCAUCUCAUUUCACAUCAUAAAACCCACACAGGAGAGAAACCCUAUGGUUGUAGUCACUGUGAGAAAGCCUUCAGUUAGAAAUACCAUCUCAUUUCACAUCAGAGAACUCAUACAGGAGAGAAACCCUAUGCAUACAGUGAAAGUUAAAAAGCCUUCAAUACAAAGUCAAACCUCAUUGUACAUCACAAAACCCACAUAG